AUGGAUGUUGCUGUUAGAGUCAGUCUUUGCGUAUCGCAUUGCGUCGAAGCGAUUGAAGCUGACGACGAUCACCUCAGUACUGCGAAACUCGAAGAACACCGCAAGCAGAUUCUGAGUGUUUUGGCCUCGAUACCGUCUUCCUAUACGAACACCGAUUUGGAAACUGUUGCUGCUCAGAUAUAUCUUUCUCAUUGUCUUGCUAGAAAACCGAACACAGUUUUUGUCAACACAUUUCUACAAGAUGAAGUCCAUGAUUUCCGUAACAUCGGCGCUAAACAGAGCCUGAAAGCAAAAAAAGUUGUUAUUCUGUAUUCGAACACGGUCGGUACUUUGUGUGGUGCGGUCGCAAAGAAAUACCGUGGUAAGAAUGUUUGCAUCGCCUUCGAUUUCUCACUAGCACCAACGCAAGAGCUGAGAGGAUCAUCUCUGGAUUUUCGACUCACAUCUUAUGGUUAUGGCGGUUGUCGCUUCGUCAUUCCAUUAGAUAGCACGUCCAUUUUCCGAAGCGACAUUCCUGCCGCAGUGAGCUCCUGCAUCACACGCACUCUUGACAUUUUUACGGAAUCCAUCACUCUUUCCAUGAGUACCAUACGUUUGCAUCCAGCCUACAUUCAUCGUCUUGCAUAUGAUGCUUCUCCUACUGUUACAACCGAAAAAGAAUUGCCUGCACCAAAACCUAUAUCACCAGCGCUCCAUCUCGGCCCUAUGAAUAUCAUAUGUCGACUUUGCUUUGCUGUCUCUUUCAAAGGGAAACCCAAGUCUCUAUGCUGCAAUGCUGGAGUGAAUAUAGUGCCCGAGCAGGUUUUAUCGCUUAAAAGGGAUGACACAUUGAAUUGGUUGUGGGUGGAAGCACGCUCUAAUGAAAAGCUCUAUUAUAUGUUCCGUGCCCUCAACAACCUUGUUGCUUUUGUUGGUCUGAGUAUGAAUAUGCGCCAGUUUCCUACAGGAUUCGGACAAUUACCAUUGGUUGUACAGGGAACAGUGGAUGUAGGAAUUUGUCACCUAAACCCAGACUCGGCUAUAGCAUCGUUUGCUCAGCUCUACAUUUGCGAUGAUUACAAGUCCAGACAUUCGUUGAAUGAAACCAUGUCUGAGUGGAAGAUGAAAAUUGAUUACGAGCUUGUUGAAAAGAUAAUCACUAUUUUGCGGAAGGACAACGUAAUUGCCAGAGCUUACCAGUCAAUUUAUGAGGUCUACCUUGCUGAAGCCAAUGCAUUGCGCAUCAAGGAUGAAGACGUCUUACCACAAAUUCUGAUGAACUUGAAACACAAACGAGAGCUACCAGAUACUGUAUCGUCCAAUACUCAUGAAGCACGUUUGAAUGUACCUAAGGUAGACAAUGUGGUUGCAGCUAUAUAUGUUUGUCGCAACGGUGUCUUCCCCACUGAGGACGAACUCGAUAAAGGAUUGCGUGUCUACAGUAGAGGAGGGCAAUCAAUUGCCGCUUAUCAUAACAACAAUAUUGAUGCCAUGUCAUACCCUCUCUACUUCCCCAAGGGUGAGCAAAGCUUCGUGCGCGAAAGCUUGCCGAAGUUAACUCGAAAGCGAACUGCUCCAGUUGAUAUCACUGCGGAUGAAUCACAUCAGACGGAUUUAUUUUUCUCCGAUGACCAAGACAAAAAUGACCAAACGGAUUCUCCUUCCCCUAAAAUUGAGGCGGACCUUCUUUCUGCCAUCGGUAGGAACACCACACAAAUCAGAGGUACCAAAGCCACAACACUGUACACUUACUUGGAUCAGCAACUACAGGACAAGGGUUUCAAGCUCGGCAAAUUCAUAAAUUUGCCCCGUUACUUUGUUGGCAGUACGCUAUGGUAUGAUCAGCUUUAUCACAAUGCAAUGGCUGUCGCUCAACGCCUAGGAAAACCUGAUCUUUUUAUAACAUUCACCGGCAACCAGGAUUGGCCAGAGAUACGUGAAAAUCUGGUGACUCGUUUUGAUUCUUGGAUAACCGAUCCCCUUCUUUGCGCGAGGGUGUUCAGACUUCGUCUGCAGAGUUUCAUCAAAGAAAUUGUCGACAAGAAGGUGUUUGGAGAAGUACUUCCUUUACAGUAA
Messenger RNA from Cylicocyclus nassatus, 2055 nucleotides. The record is from the annotation of a GenBank genome assembly. Lineage: Eukaryota; Metazoa; Nematoda; Chromadorea; Rhabditida; Strongylidae.